Molecule: messenger RNA, 1929 nt
Organism: Truncatella angustata
Lineage: Eukaryota; Fungi; Ascomycota; Sordariomycetes; Amphisphaeriales; Sporocadaceae
Product: fatty-acyl-CoA synthase
Exons: 2
Coding region: 1-1929 (642 amino acids)
Molecular function (GO): long-chain fatty acid transmembrane transporter activity; long-chain fatty acid-CoA ligase activity
Source: RefSeq, a predicted model, not a curated record
AUGGCCUUCGCCACAGCAGGAGUGAUCGCAGGUGCUACAGCAGUGGCUACGUAUAUCGACGCUAAGUACCAUGUCCGCCACGAUUUGCGUUCUGGCAGCAAUGCUGCCAAAAUAGACAGUACGAUGAAGUUUAUUGCCGAGAGAUACGCUCACGAUAAGAUGCUCAUAUAUCACAUAUUCGAGGACCGCGUAGGCACUGCCGAAGGUAACUACGUGUUUCUUAUCUUCGAAGGAAGACAAUGGACUUAUACCGAGUUCUUCAAUGCCGUUCAGCCUAUUGCCAACUGGCUGUUAAAAGACCUCGGUGUGAAAAGGGGCGAAAUGGUCGCCAUCGAUGGAGGAAACUCGCCUGAGUGGCUCAUGCUUUGGCUCGCAAUUGAGGCCAUCGGCGCAUCAAGCGCGUUUAUCAACCACAAUCUCACAGGUCGGUCGUUAAGGCAUUGUGUUGAGCUUGGUAAAGUCAGAUACCUUCUUGCCGAUACGGACGUGAAACACUUGGUCUCUCCGAUCGAAGCAGAGCUCUCUUCAUCCGGAGUUAGUACUAUUUACUACUCGCCUGAGUUCCUUCAGUCUUUCCGAGAUGCCGAGAUUCUCCCAGCCGAGAGGCGAAAGAACAUCAAUCCGAUGGACGCCGCAUGCCUAAUCUACACAUCUGGCACAACGGGUCUCCCGAAAGGAGUCGUCAUGGAGCGCGCUCGUGAACUCAGAAUGUCUAGCCCAGGCUCAAGUAGCACCAUUUCGCUAAAACCAGGCGACAGAAUGUAUACUUGUCUCCCUCUGUUCCAUGGUGCUGGGCAUGCCCUUUGCGUUACCCCGUGCGUUGGCGCAGGGGCCACUGUCGUUCUGUCGCGAAAAUUCUCGCAUGCAUCAUUCUGGCCCGAGGUUCACAGCACCCAGGCGACUCAUUUGCAGUAUGUUGGAGAGUUGUGUCGAUAUCUGGUAAAUGCGCCGCCCUCGAAGCUGGAUAAGGGCCACAAAGUAAAGAUGGCGUGGGGAAAUGGCAUGCGGGCGGACGUAUGGGAGGAGUUCCGGCAGAGGUUUGGCAUCGAAUGCAUCAACGAACUAUACGCCGGUACCGACUCACUUGGCUUCUCAACGAACGCGAAUAGGGGCGAUUUCUCAAAGAACGCCAUCGCAGUACGGGGGAAAUUAUGGCAUUGGUGGAAUGGUGGCCGGGAGAAACGCAUCCUGAUUGAUCCUAACACCGAGGAGGUGCUUCGCGCCAAAAAUGGACUUGCCAUCGAGGCCAAGUCAGGAGAGGUUGGUGAAAUGAUACAUCAGCUGGAUGCACAGAACCCUGAACUUGGCCACCCGACAUAUUUCGGCAAUCACGGCGCCUCCGUGAAACGCAAGAUCUUAAACGUCUUCAGGAAGGGGGAUUUGUGGUUCAGAUCCGGCGAUCUUAUGCGACUUGAUUUGGAUGGUCGACUAUACUUUGUCGACAGGCUCGGAGAUACAUACCGAUGGAAGUCGGAGAACGUGUCAACGAAUGAGGUCAGCGAUGUGAUUGGCGAGUUUUCGCAGAUUGCAGAAACCAAUGUCUACGGAGUCCAAGUCCCGAACACAGAUGGUCGUGCAGGAUGUGCAGCGAUAGUUCCCCGGGGAACAAGUGCGACAAGAUCUGGAUCAGAAGCGAGCCUGACUCUCGAUCUAAAAGCUCUGGCCGAGCAUUCUCUAUCGCGUCUGCCACGUUAUGCAGUUCCAAUCUUCAUUAGAACUUGUCGCGAAUUGGAAUAUACUGGCACAAUGAAAUUGCAAAAAGGACGACUCAGAUCAGAAGGCAUUGAUUUGGAUCUCAUCGAGAAGUCCGCAACAGAGAAAGGGGAAGCUAUUGAUACACUAUAUUGGUUGCCCCCGAACGCAAGAGAAUACGUUCCUUUCAGUAGGAAAGAAUUGAAGGAACUUCAAGGCGGUGCCGUGAAGCUCUAG